Molecule: messenger RNA, 402 nt
Organism: Olea europaea var. sylvestris
Lineage: Eukaryota; Viridiplantae; Streptophyta; Magnoliopsida; Lamiales; Oleaceae
Exons: 2
Coding region: 1-402 (133 amino acids)
Source: RefSeq, a predicted model, not a curated record
AUGAGCGAGAGGGUUUUAACAUUGUCGACAACUACAUUGACUUCCUAUAGAGGACAUGUUAAAAGUUGUAAGGUUUUAAGAAAAAUAUCACUUAAUCUAUUAUCAAUUAUACUCAACAAAAACCAACUUGUGGGAAAAAACUACAUUGACUGGAAAAAGAAUCUUAAUAUUGUUCUUACCGCUGAAAAACAUAAAUUUUUGCUAAUUGAAGAUUGUCUCGAAAUCCCCAAAGAUGAUUCCAUGAGAUCUCAAAAGGCUACAUAUGAAAAGUGGUAUCAUUCUGAUGAGAUAACCCAUUGUUAUAUUUUGGUAACCAUGUUAAAUGUAUUACAACAUAAAUAUCAGAAUAUGGAAACCGCUUUUGACAUAAUGAAGAGCCUUCAAGAGAUGUUUGUACAUUAA